Molecule: messenger RNA, 1732 nt
Organism: Ictalurus punctatus (channel catfish)
Lineage: Eukaryota; Metazoa; Chordata; Actinopteri; Siluriformes; Ictaluridae
Gene: f7
Product: coagulation factor VII
Exons: 8
Coding region: 94-1404 (436 amino acids)
Biological process (GO): blood coagulation; proteolysis
Cellular component (GO): extracellular region
Molecular function (GO): serine-type endopeptidase activity; calcium ion binding
Source: RefSeq, a predicted model, not a curated record
GGCUUUUAGGCUUUCGGGUGGACAGUCUCCAGACUUUGGACUCUUCAACUGUAGGGAACGGAAAGUCUUACAGAACGUCAGCCAUUAUCCAAAAUGCGGCUCAUAUUUCUGCUCUCUCUGGUAACGAGUUUAUGUUGCUGCCACCCUGCUUCAGUGUUUAUCAGGAGGAAGGCGGCUCAUGGAGUCCUCGCCCGCAUUAAGCGGGCAAACUCGGGGUGGUUUGAGGAGCUGAAGAGGGGCGACCUGGAGAGAGAGUGCAUAGAGGAGAAAUGCUCUUACGAGGAGGCCAGGGAGGUGUUUGAACACACAGAAGUAACGAAUGAAUUCUGGAACAACUACCAUGUUAAAGAUCUCUGUCUGCCGAACCCAUGCAAGAACAAUGGUAGCUGCACACAGAUGAAACAAUCUUACACAUGCCUGUGUCCAGCAGGUUUUCACGGGCGUGAGUGUGAACAUGUGAUUAAAAAUAUUCCUGAAUCUUGCCUCGAUAAGAAUGGGGGAUGUGAACAUUUUUGUGAGGAGCAAGUGGGGAGACGCAACUGUUCCUGUGCGGACGGGUACUUCCUUGGGACGGACGGACAAAGCUGUCUGACCCAUGAGAUGUUUCCUUGUGGCAAGGUGCCACUUCUCCAUGCCAACAUCAGUAGAAAAAAUGUGGAGCAUGACCAAAGGGCUCGAAUAGUAGGAGGGACAGAAUGCCCUAAAGGAUACUGUCCGUGGCAGGUCUUGUUAAAGUACGGUGAAAAGGCGUUCUGUGGUGGUGUGAUCUAUAAGCCUACAUGGAUCCUCACAGCCUCUCAUUGUUUAGAAAAGCUUGCAGUCAAGUUUCUCAAAAUAGUUGCAGGUGAGCAUGACAUUAACGUCAACGAAGGUUCGGAACAAACUAUAGAAGUGGACGAGAUGAUUUUGCACCCCAAUUACGUCUCGGCAACAGCAGAUAAUGACAUCGCCCUCCUCCGUCUCCGCCGUCCCAUCGUCUACAGUACGUACGCGGUACCCGUGUGCCUCCCUCGCAAAAUAAUGGCUGAACGAGAGCUGUGGAGAGUCCGCUUACACACCGUGAGCGGAUGGGGACGACGAGGCGAGGAUGGACCGACGUCACGAUUGCUCCGGAAGCUCAAAGUGCCCCGUAUCCACACUCAGGACUGUGUUAGGGAAAGCAAAGUCUCGCUAACCUUGAACAUGUUCUGUGCUGGCUACUUCGAGGGUAAGGAGGACUCGUGUAAGGGGGACAGCGGUGGACCUCUCGUCACCUCUUACGGGAACACCACAUUUCUCCUGGGCAUUGUGAGCUGGGGCAAAGGAUGCGCCCGCCCAGGUCACUACGGCAUAUACACACGUGUAUCCAAUUACCUGGAGUGGAUCCACAAGCACACCUCAGCUACCAAUUCAACAAAUGAAUGAGUGGUAGUGGGGUCAGUGGAAAAGAUUGUCUAACCAAAUGUGUGUUUUUGUCAAUUUUAAUUCACCAAUCUUACUGUUAAUAUAUAAUAAAACCUUGUUACAGUAACUGUUGGUAGGUUGGCAACAUGGACUAUAAACAAGGCGCACUUAGAAAACAUGAAUUCUUACACUAUCUAGUGCUGCUCGGUGCCUGACAGAUCUUACGUCACAUGGCCUUGAUUUAUUUUUGUUUGCAAUAAGCUUGAGAGAGUGGAGUUAAGCAUGAGCAGAUGUGCAAAGUAGGUCACUCACAGCAAAAAUGGCAAAUUACACAAUGACUUUUAUCUUG